CGCAAAUGUAUACGUUAAAAAGUCACUCGUGAUAAAAAUGCAUGCUCUAUAAAUAUAUAUCAGGACAAUCAACCUUUUCGGUACUUUCAUCUCAUCUUACUCUGUACCAUUCACAAACUUUUCAAAAAAAAACUUGUGACUAUGGGUAGCUCACAACAAGUACUUCAUGUUGGUAUACUCUCAAGUCCAGGCUUAGGGCAUAUAAUCCCCGUAUUAGCCCUCGGCAACCGCCUCGCCACCCUCCAUAACGUCUCAGUCACUGUUUUUGUAAUCACCUCCGGCAGCUCUCCUGCCGAAACAGAAAUACUCAAAUCCGCCAAUAAAUUGGAGCUGAUUGAUAUAGUUGAAAUACCAGCUGUAGAUAUCUCCAACCUUGUUGAUUCCAACACAAAAGUAUGCACUCAACUUUAUGUACUUGUUCGUGAAGCGUUACAUCAUGUUAAAUCUGCGAUAUCUGGAAUGAGGCAUAUUCUGGAUGCUCUCAUUGUUGAUCUUUUCUGUACUGAAGCCUUGGCAAUUGCUAAAGAAUUUGGAUUACCUAAUUAUGUGUUUAUUCCAACGAAUGCAUGGUUUACUGCUUUGACUGUAUACUGUCCGGUUCUUGAUGAAGAAAUUGAAGGUCAAUAUGUUGAUCAGGUCGAACCGUUGAAAAUCCCAGGUUGUAAAUCGGUUCGACCUGAAGAUGUGGUUGAUGCAAUGCUGGACCGGAAUGAUCAGGAGUAUCACGAGUACAUGAGAGCAGGCUUGGGGUUCUGUUUGUCGGAUGGGAUUUUAAUGAACACUUGGGAAGGCGCGGAGGCUGGUUCACUCAAAGCGUUCAGGGAAAAUGAAAUAAUUAAAGCAAUCGUGAAUUCACCAGUUUAUCCGAUUGGGCCAUUAACAAGACACGACCAACAAAUCAUAGAUGAGAGUACUAAUGAUGACAGAAAUUUUGUCCUGAAUUGGCUGGAUCAACAAACUCCUUAUUCAGUGCUAUACAUAUCAUUCGGG
This is a messenger RNA of Capsicum annuum, 990 nucleotides long. Its product is annotated as anthocyanidin 3-O-glucosyltransferase 5. The record is from RefSeq and is a predicted model, not a curated record. The annotation marks the transcript as partial. NCBI's taxonomy places the organism in Eukaryota, Viridiplantae, Streptophyta, Magnoliopsida, Solanales, Solanaceae. The transcript has a single exon.